UUACGUGAAAGACGCGCGCGAAUGGCACGUCAGAAUCUACGCUUUUGGCAUUGCACCCUGUAAAAGACGUGUUCAUUGUCAGACCCUGAAUCAAUUAUCUUCCUUUUGAAUCAAGAAUAGGAGGGAUGAAGAGAAACCGAUUUGUUUCCUGACCAAAAUCCAAUACUCACGUUACGAGAGAGGGCUGCUGUAGACUCGAUGUAACACUUUAUGCGAGGCUCUCUGCCUCUCAUGGAAAGACUACCGUAGAUCAGAAGGGCUUGGGUACUAGCGCGGUGUUUUUCAAAAAGUAAGUAUGGCGGCCAAAGUCAAGAGAGCUUUGAAAACAAACGUGUUUUGGUCAAAGGAUUCUGAUGACCAAGAUGAAAGAAUUGUGAAAGUACAUGUCCCAGGUGUAGCACCUGAAGCAUGCCUAAACAUCAAGAACCCAAUGGUGAGAAAGCCAGUACACAUGUUAAAACAGAGAGGCAUAACUCUUCAAAAAUCUUUCCAUGAUUGUCUGGACAAGAGGGAGCAAGAGAUGCCAAGGAAUGGACUGAGUGCAAAAUCUGUCUCACACUCAUUUGAUCAUUUUGGUGAGGGUUACUUUGAACAAAAGGGAAAAGAGAAACAAGAGUUGAGUUUAAAAGAGCUGAAUCCACAAGACAAGAAACGUGUGGCUAACUUAGUCAAAGAACUUGCAAAGGUUGGAGAGGAACGACAACUUGCUGAGGAGAAGAUUGAAGAAGAGAGACUGGCAUUUGAAGAACGGCUUGCCAUCUUGCAAGAGGAGUAUGAUGCAGUGAUCAAAGAGAAAGCUUAUUUGCAAAACAGGUUCCUGGAAUUGCAAGCACUUUUGGUAAAGUUUCAGGCAAAUGGAAGGACAUCUUCACCAAGAAAAACAGCUAAAACUCCAACAACAGAAGACAAGGAGCAGGUAUCUAUUUGUACUGUGUUAUCAUCUCUUUCUCCAAACAAGCCUCCACACUUCUCUCCAUCCAAACAACCUAUAACAGAAAUUCCAGGUAAUACAAGGCCAGACACUAGUAAUGGUAAACAUACAGAAGAGAAACUUAAGGCCAACAGUUUCCAAGCAAGCUUCUCACAGCAAGUGAUGAAUAAGACAACACCUCCAAACAAGAGGUGCAGGGACCAAAAAUCACAGAUAACAGCCCAUCAGAACAGUGUUACUGAAGGUCAUAUGAGGGUGUUGAGCCCUGGACAACCAGCCUUACCUUCCACUGUACAGUCCAGGAGUGAGUGUCACCCUGUUGCUGCAUCCAGCAAAGUUCAGUCAACAGAAAUUCAGCUCAGCUCCUCACAAAAGGAGGGACCCUCUUAUAAGUCAGCAGAACCGAGUGGAACAAGUUUAAGCAUGGCUACUCAACCCCAACCCUCCUCUGCUGAUUCCUCACAGUCAGCAACAAGAGUUGCACCUGGUAUGAUGUCUCAGCAUCCACUGCCAGUAAAACCUUUGUUUUCUAUGUUUAGUGAUGGAGAUCCUGGAUUGACAACUGAUCGGAAAGUACCUCCAAGAAAAAAUGAAGAUAGGUCAUUCUCCGAAGUGUCGGGAGUUUCCGGGAGCUUCUCGGCUGAGUUAGAUGCAGUGUACCGCUUGUAUUGCCGUGAAUAUGAACUGCAACUACACCUUCAACAACAGCAGAUUGAACUACAGAAACAACAGUUACAGCUACAACAACAACUUCAGCAAGUUGAGAAUUUACAACAACAACAUCAGCAGCAGCAGCAGAGACAACAGCAGCAACAACAACAGCAAAAACUACUUUCGUCGAUGGAAAUGGAAACCAAGGUCACUGGGCAUGAAAAACCAGCCACGUCUACCGUGGACGAGACGCCCGCUCGACCACUCGUACCCAGACCUGCUUCUCAGCCUCGUCAAGUGUCACCCGCCCAAUCCCUUAUUCCUACUCCCGAAGUAAGUUCCUCCUCCAAUCAUGGCAUCCUUCAGGCAAAUCCACGGAAAGCAAAGCAUUCGUCAACUUCAGGAAUCCUUUUACCGGGUGAAGAAGGUUUGGCAACAGCUGAAGUAUACAAUGGGAACGCGAAAGACAGGUUGGGAUUUGAAAAAGAAAACAUAGAAGCUCUCGCACCAGACCCUCAUUACCGGGUGCAGUCCGCUCCUCCAACUCUCAGUCAGCCAAGGUUCAGUUUUGAACGUGAGCGCGGGCCCCAGCCACCCGCUGACCGUACUUAUCGCAGGGCUAUAGUCCCUGACGAUAGGCUACCAACUCCUCAAGAACAUGUUGAUGAAAGAGCAAAGGCAAACUAUCCUGACAGCCGUCUUUCGGGUUCUAGGUACUCGCUACAUAGCCGUAGUCAUGAUGUUUCUGCUAACGGAAAGAUUGCGGCCUUGAGAGAAAUACAGAACACAGAAAAAGAUAUGGUCAGCGGAAGAGACAGCAAUAGUUCAUUUUACCCGAGAUCUAAUUUCGACUUCAAUUCUGAACAAGGCAGCUUAACAGUUGAUAGUCUUAGAGCAGACAGUUUUCUCGGCGGAAGAAGGCAAAAUAAGGGUGAAUCGUCUUACCAUGGACCUCCACUGUCACAUUCUCAUACCCAAGGAUCAUUUAAGAGACAAGCAGUAGCCAGCGAUCAACGGUUUUCACUGUACAGUGACGUUGAGCGUAGCUCACAGUCACGUGGCUCUCAUACAUUCCCUGAUGAUGAUGACAGACCAGGAAGAUUGGACCCAAGUUUAGAAAGUGGGGUACGUGAAAAUCCAUACCCGCUAUCUCUCGUGGAUAUAGUUGAGAACUUAGAAAGUAAAUCUUUGGGACUCGAGGUUCCGGCAGCUGUUAGAGGACUGGACACUACGGACUCCGGGUAUUCACAAGAAACUAAUAAGGAGAGAAGUCCGCGGAUUGGUGACAUUGUAAACUCAGAUGAAGAGGAAGCGGCUGUUCUUGAGGAUAUUUUCUUUAUCUCGGGAAGAUUUUUAUGAUCCAUGUAUGAUGAUAUUAAAUGUUAUUUUUCAUAGUGCAAUUGUUUUUUUUUUAUUUUUGGUAAAACAAGCCCACUUAUUUAUGCAAUACUCGGGUUUACCAGCAGACAUAAUUUUAGAUUGAAAAAUAGUAGAGAAUGGCCAAUAUCAUGUAACAUUUUUUUGAACAAAUAAGAUGAUUUAAAUAAGAUUAGACUAAAGAAAGUAAAUAGUUAAAAAGUAUUAGGAAUACGAAAUAUUAAAAUAAUGUCAAUGUAUUGAAACUAAAUGUUAUUUAAAAAUUAACGUGUGGUGUGGCUAGUGCAUAAAAUACUGACCGCGGAAAACUUGAGAAAAUGUCUUGAACAGCUGUUACAAGCUUCAGAAUAUAUUAAUAUGUGCGUUGUGAAGAUGGUUUCUGUUUCAAACUGUCGAUUAACCAUUUAAAAGAUCAGUUGGAUUUUGUUUGUUUGAUUGUUUUUAUGGAAGUAGGAAAUGUAGACGAUUGACAAACCGGUCAGUGUCGGCUCCUUUAGCAUUGCUGUCAGCAACAAGUUAUAUGUUUUGGUCUUAUCAAAUUAUUUGAUAUUGUAAGUGGCCACCGUAAAGAAUUACUACUGAAAUGACGGCUCGAGCGUUAGCCCCUUGUUUAAGUGAAUUGAUUGGGGUUAGGCUCUGACGAAGGGCUGACGCUUGAAUCGUCAGCCUCGGGAAUUCAUUACUAUACCAUGCACCACGUGACGAGUCUUAACGGCGGCAAAAUGUAAACCCUUGACACCCAAAGAUCAGUAAGUUUAUUAUUCUCUCUACUGUUCUUUAUGCAUUACAUAUGGAGAAUGAAUUUGACAAUCCAGAGAUUCUUUAUUUGGUGAUCAUUACCUUUAUUCUCUUGUUUAAUUCAGUGGUGAUACCGUGAGGAGAAUUUAGAUGCUGGUCAUUGUCGGGGGUCAGAGGGUUAACAGAUUAGAGAGAUUAAGCACCAUGUAUUUUUUCCCGCGAACGGCAGAGAUGGUGACGUGACUUGACAUUUCCCGCGUUUGCCCUUUGCCGGCCGCCGUUUCUACUCGAGGACAUUAAUUUU
Molecule: messenger RNA, 4001 nt
Organism: Stylophora pistillata
Lineage: Eukaryota; Metazoa; Cnidaria; Anthozoa; Scleractinia; Pocilloporidae
Source: RefSeq, a predicted model, not a curated record